Molecule: messenger RNA, 2592 nt
Organism: Alternaria infectoria
Lineage: Eukaryota; Fungi; Ascomycota; Dothideomycetes; Pleosporales; Pleosporaceae
Exons: 2
Coding region: 1-2592 (863 amino acids)
Source: RefSeq, a predicted model, not a curated record
AUGUACAACUUUCUUAACUCCAUCGCAACUUCCCUUGCCAACGCACCCCGACAACGCAACCAUCCCAACACACCUUCGCAGCUGCAUCUGCCAUCAGAUCAUUCACUGCUUACUGGCAAUUGCAUCGCAACUGCCUCUACCAUGUCAGCUACUACACGGCGCUCAACGCGUCGUACUGCAGCGACAGCGGCCACCGAGUCCUCGCAGCCCGCCUCCAGGCAAAGCUCACAGUCGGCGUCGCCUGCGCCAGAGGCUGCCCCCAAGAAGAAGCCCGGUCGCAAGCCCAAGGCUGCCGCCGCCAAAGUCGAGUCGCAGACCGUGACGGAGUCGCAGCAGACAGUCACCAAGGGUCGCGCUACGUCACGCGCAAACGCCGCUUCCGCCGUCACCACAACAACCACCACAUCAUCAACAACCAAGACCGCGACGCAAGCGCCUGUUGUCGCCAAGAAGCUCACUAGAGCCGGUCGCCAGGCGCUGAAAGAGGCAGGCGUAGAGGCUUCGCCGCAGCGCAGCCUGGAACAGACGAAGCCCGCCAAGCAAGGACGCGGCACAGCCCGCCAGAAAGUCACCAGUGAGAAACGAAAGGCAGUGGCCGCAAAGCUGGCGGCAGCUAAGGCCAUCGAGAGCGCCGAAGACGAGGCAGAAGCCGAGAAUGAAGAUGGCAUGGGCGCCUUCUUCACAAAAAGUAAGCACCAUCUUCCCCAUAGCUACACCCCUUCAGAGGAAGAAAUCGACAACGAGCUCCGCAAGGAGAAGUACGAACACCAAGAGAGGGAGAUUGAUCAUCUCCGCGAGCGUGUCACAAACCAGGAGGCUCGCAUCCAGAAUCUCGUAGAGAUGAUGUGGCAGAAAGAUCAGCAGAUGUUCCUCUACGAGAACGAGAACCUGCGUCUGCGCAUGGAAAUCACGCGACUAGAGAAUAUUCCACACAUUAGCUACGGUACUCCGGCUAACGUCAGUUACGCAGAAUUCGACAGUGAACUAGUAGCAAUCAGCGAGUCAUCUCCGGCACAUGGUGUGUUUGUGAAUGGCAACGAGGAAGCCCUUGCGCUCCUCCACAAGAUCGAGAGCUCUGCCAAAGAAACCAGGCGCGUUGAGCCCUUAAGCAAUGACAGCGAAACAUUCUCAGACAAUGACGUCGCCAUGGAACCUUCACCACAACAGCCGUCCGCUAAGAGAACCUUCGAGGAUGUCACAGCAACGCCCAACCGCCCCGUCGCAACACCAUCCAACAUUUUCAGCAGGUCAUUCUCUGCUAUCAAAUCCCGACUUUUCUCCUCGACCCCCAAGCCCCCGCCAACCCCCGAAGUCGCAUCGCCCACCGUUACGAAGCCUCUACCACCCCAGAACACAAUCACCGAGACCCUCUCCCUCCCUCCUACACCUGUUGGCGAGCGCGUCAAGACGCCGAACAAGAGGCGUGCGCCCAUGAACACACUGCUGAAACUACUGCUCAAGGGCGUCGACCGCAAGGACAGGCACAAGGCAGAGGAGUGGGCCAAGCAGGUCAUUCCUGAAUUGAAGAACGAUACUGCUUUCAGCGAGAAGCGUGCGCGUCUUCAGAAGGACGUUCUGUGCAAGGAGCUGUCGAAUUUCCCGUCAGCUAAGCCUUGGGAGACUGGCUUCGGCGACCCGCUUGGUGAUCUGGACGAUGACGAUGUUGUACCAGUCUGGGCUGUCUAUCUCGAUAUCGUGGCUGAAGAAGAAGAGCACACCGCUAAGAAGCACAAGAAGACUCACGAAUUCACCACGGGCGACGACGAAGUUCCUACCAUCGACGAGCAGUUCGCCGCCAGCAACGGCGCGCGUACUUCACCAAAGCUCUACAACAGCCAUGGCCAGUCCGCUUCACUCCGUGACUUCCACCCUCGUCGCUCAAUCGACCCAUCACCCAUGUUCAGCAACUCCAUCUCACACAACACCGGCGGUAACAUCUUUAGCGAACUACAAGGACACGACACCGCGGCACAGAUCCGUGAGAACGAUCGUGAGGUUCUGAAAAGCGCAACCAAGGAGAACACCCACUCCCAUAAUCCAGGCAUGGGCUCUUUCAGCGUCCCCGAUGAUGAUUCUGAUGAAGAAGACUCUACAAUGGGCAGCGAGAGCGCUGACGCUGAAGCUACUCCUAUCUGGACCCAACCACCCCCACCAGCCCCCGUUCCUGCGCAUGCUCCCCUGCCAGGCGGAUCUACGGAUGAAGCGUCUGAUGUGCCCGAAGCGCCCCCAACCCCUACCCGCCAGCAGCCUGGAGAUGAGAUUGAGCGCCAGCGCCAGAGACUAAUGAAGCACACACCUGCUAAGCCUUCCCGUCUCCGCGAGGCAACCUACCCAUCACCAAGCAUUCUAUCGGAAGCUGGCAACGUGUCACUUCUUGCCGCUACUCCUGCACAAAUGGCAACUUCCGCAUCGUCCAUGUUCGACGACAUGCCAGGAGCGGAGAUUAUCGAACUUGAUGACGAAUGUCAAGCUGAAUUCGAAGAUAUCAUCAACAGCCACGAGUACCAGCAGAAGUUCAAUGUCGAAUGGCAAGCGCCCACCCUCACCUACGAGUCAGAUGAGGAGGAGCCAAGCCCUACCUCCUCAUCGUAA